UUGCGCAAGGACUCAGACGCAUGCUCGUGUGAGUAGACAUGGAGCGAGUGCUCGUGUGAAUCCGACUCUAUUCGUUAGCUGUUCGUUUAUCUUCGUACACCAUUCGGCAUGUUCCGCCCAUACCUCGGAUUCUGUCGAUCGUGAAUUAGGGCUGUAUUUCGUCCCCCUCGAUCUCUGUGUUGUUGUCCUCGGUGACGCGACGGAGGUGUAGCCUGACGCGGUCUCUUACGUGUCGGACUAAAUAAAAGUGGAGCUCCGGAGGCCUGGGAGUGACGAGGCGAGUCUGUGUCGGGCUAUCUAAAUGACCAUGGAGGCAGGAGCAGAUGUCCAGCAGGGCGGUGACACUGCGGUCUCAGAGACAGACGCUCAGCAGAUUGCCACUUUGGCACAGGUUUCGAUGGCUGCAGCACAGGCAUCAGCUACUGCACCCACAGUGACCUUAGUUCAGCUGCCCAAUGGGCAAACAGUGCAAGUUCACGGGGUCAUCCAGGCAGCCCAGCCCUCCGUCAUACAAUCCCCACAGGUGCAAACUGUACAAAUUUCAACCAUUGCUGAGAGUGAUGAUUCUCAGGAGUCAGUGGACAGUGUGACAGAUUCCCAGAAGAGGAGAGAGAUCCUGUCUAGACGGCCAUCAUACAGAAAGAUCCUGAACGACCUUUCAUCCGAUGUUCCAGCGGUCCCACGGAUAGAAGAAGAGAAAUCAGAGGAGGAUUCCACUCCAGCCAUAACAACCGUUACCGUGCCAACGCCUAUCUACCAGACAAGUAGUGGGCAGUACAUUGCUAUUACUCAGGGGGGAGCGAUCCAAUUAGCCAAUAACGGAACAGAUGGAGUUCAAGGGCUACAAACCCUGACUAUGACGAACGCAGCAGGCGCUCAGCCCGGCACCACCAUCCUGCAAUAUGCACAGACCAGCGACGGACAGCAGAUACUGGUGCCUAGUAAUCAAGUGGUUGUGCAAGCGGCCUCAGGAGACGUUCAGGCAUAUCAGAUCCGCACCGCAGCUGCUAGCACCAUUGCUCCAGGUGUGGUCAUGGCCUCGUCUCCUGCACUGCCCAGCCAGGGAGGAGCUGAGGAGGCCACUCGCAAGCGGGAGGUUCGGCUAAUGAAGAACAGGGAGGCAGCACGGGAGUGCCGCAGGAAAAAGAAAGAGUACGUUAAAUGUCUGGAAAACAGAGUGGCCGUGUUGGAGAAUCAGAACAAAACGCUCAUUGAGGAGCUCAAAGCGCUUAAGGACCUUUAUUGUCACAAAUCUGAAUAAUUGGCCUCACGCAUACAUGCUGAAUGGAUCUCUUCUGGUGCCUCAAGAGACAGAGACUCUAAACAUACCACAGGCACCUGCACAGCAUCUCUUUUUCAUUUCAUUUUUUUUUUUAAUUUUUUUUUUUAAAUAUUCUCUUCUGUAAAAAUCCAGUUAUCAGGAAUACAUUGUAAGUUUGUAAGUGUAAACUUUUUAUUUCUCUUUUCUCUUCAAAAGAAAGAGAGUCGGUUUCGAAGAAAAAAACGAAAUGCAGGGUACAGUUUCGUUAUCAAACAUGUUGCCCUACUUUAGGAGCGUUGUGAACCAUAAAGAGCACCUUUCAGCUGCAGCCGUGACAGGGAAUGAAUGUUUGUGUGGGUUUAUCAUGAAAACAGCUUCUUCUGAGACCUGCUCCUGUCACUCUGAGGUUCCCAUUUGAAAGACUUUCCCACAAUGCACCAGUCGUUGAUGGCGCUGCUUGCGAGCAUGAUUAAAGAAGGGUGGAUUUUUCACUUUUGCAGCAUGGGUCUUUAAUGAUUGAGAUUAAAUCAGCUGUGCCCUCUCCUGUUGUUUAACUGCUUCUGUUACUAAUACAUAUACUCAUAUUUUUGUUCUUAUCAAGACAUGCAGAUAUAUAUAUAUAUAUAUAUAUAUAUAUGCCUCUGUUAUGACUUGGUUUGAUAUGUAAUGCGCCAUUGUCUAUUUUUUUUUUUUUUUUUUUUUUUAAAACAGUGUUUAUUUUGUUACAAAAUUAAGUGCUAUAAGGAGAAACUCAGUCACAUUUGUUAACAGAAAAUAGCGGACCCUUUGAAACUUGGAAUGAUAACGUUGGAAAAAGUGUUGUAAAGUAAAUGAUAUAUACUAUGUGAUUUUCAGUGAGAAUUUGAUAGCCCAUAAUCAGAAAAUCAUUUUUUAAACUUGUAAGUGUGCUUAUAUUGUAAUAUAUUGGAUUUCUUCAUCUAUGCUAGACUUUACAGGUCAUUCUGGUGCCAUCUACACUGAUCAGAGUCUAAUUGUGUUGAUUCCCUUAUAUUUUGAUCUCUGAUCAAUGGAAAAGGAUUUUUUUUUUUUAUGUUCCACAUUGCAAUGAAAUGCUGAUCUUAUUCUCUUCUAUGUUUUGCCAUAACAUGUACCUAUCCACAACAACAGAACAUACAUGUUAUUUUUACUUUUUUUUUUUUUUUCCUGUUAAACUUUUUUUUUUUUUUUUUUUUAAUGUAAUGUAUUUUUAAGAUAUGUUGCUUAUGUGUAACCUAAAUCAGUUAUAAAGCAUUCUGGUGCAGUCUUUCAUCAACAAUUAUAUAUCUGGCAGCUGUUCAUAAUCUGAUGUGUUGAGGAAGUUUUUAUUUUCAGAGUUUAUCUGGAAUGUUUGUGAAGAUUAAAUAUCAUUAUUUAAUCUUCCAGGGUUGUUCAGACCAGCAAAUUUCAGUUCAAACCUACUUCAGACCUGUCUAUAAUUGGUUUUGGUUAAUUCAUUUUAGAGUUGGAAAUAAUCCCUGCAGAAAGGUCUGAUCAACCUUAAAGCCGCAAAAUGGGUUGUGUUCAGAAUACUCUAUACUUUAUACUGUUUUAUCAGUAUGAUAUCAUUCAGUAAUCAUUCAGUUUUUUAAAGAAAAUACUUUUAUUCAGCAAGGAUGCUUGAUCAAAUGUGACAGUAAAGACUACAAAAGAUUUCUAUUUCAAAUAAAUGUUCUUUUUACAUUUAUUCAUCAAAGAAUCCUCAAAUAAAGUAUAGUUUCCACAAAAAUAUUAAGCAGCAGAUCAACAUUGAAAAUAAGGUGAUGCUUUACAACAAGGUUUCAUUAGCUAACAACAUUAGUUAACAUGAACUAACAAUGAACUAAAAUACUUCUACAGCAUUGAUUAAUCUUAAAUCAAUGUUAAUCUCAACAUUUACUAAUACAUUUUUAAGAUCCAAAGUUGUAUCUGUUAACAUUAGCUAAUGCACGGUGAACUAACAUAAACAUGAAGAUUUUUAACUAAAAUUAACAAAUGUUAAUAAAUGCUGUAAAAAUAUA
This is a messenger RNA of Ctenopharyngodon idella (grass carp), 3258 nucleotides long. RefSeq names its product cAMP responsive element binding protein 1a (gene creb1a). NCBI's taxonomy places the organism in Eukaryota, Metazoa, Chordata, Actinopteri, Cypriniformes, Xenocyprididae. The record is from RefSeq and is a predicted model, not a curated record. The transcript has 8 exons. Gene Ontology annotation, biological process: regulation of transcription by RNA polymerase II. Bases 302 to 1261 code for a protein of 319 amino acids. Gene Ontology annotation, cellular component: nucleus; ATF4-CREB1 transcription factor complex. Gene Ontology annotation, molecular function: DNA-binding transcription factor activity, RNA polymerase II-specific; protein binding; cAMP response element binding.